GAAAUCAAAAAUAUUUUAACGGGACUGAGCUACAUUGAGUCCACACUCUUCCGAGAGAAGGGCUUGUGGGAGGUACCUAAAAUUUUUUUGCCUGAAUCGAACAAAGAAGAGCAAGAAGAAGAAGAUGCCCCAGUGCUAGAAGGCGCGAGGGAGUCUGAAACUGAUUCCGACGGCGACGAUGAGGUCUUCUAUGUGAGAAGCGCCGAGAGAAAUCGAUAUGGAUAUCGAUGGUCACCUCACUGGCUUGCACCGAUGCCAGGGAGAUUUGCUCGAAAUCCUUAUUAUUCUAGAAAUCAUUGUUAUUCUAGAUGCCUAUACCGCGAGGACAAGCCUUCUGCAAUUGUAGGAGCAGGACUGGAAAUCCUUAUUAUGCUGGAAAUCCUUAUUAUUCUGGAUAUGCUGGAAAUCCUUAUCAUUCUAGAUGCCCGUGCUGCAGUCAGUAUGUUGUCUGUCUCUGGAAUUCGACGCCAUAGCCGACACCAUAAAGUCCUUUUUCCCGGUGGGGCUCCGGCGGAGACGAGCUCCUCGGCCAUGGAGUUUCAAGCUGUCCAAUUUCCUGAUUUUCUCUCGAGAAACAGCCGCACCGCACUAAUACUCAGGCUAUCGUUGCAGUCGUUUCAAGAUCCAGUCUUGCUCGCCACCGCUCCCCUAGGGUUUGAUGGUUGGACAAAGAGCGGCAAGCAGCAGGCUUAG
Molecule: messenger RNA, 693 nt
Organism: Striga asiatica
Lineage: Eukaryota; Viridiplantae; Streptophyta; Magnoliopsida; Lamiales; Orobanchaceae
Source: the annotation of a GenBank genome assembly